This is a messenger RNA of Hyla sarda, 4044 nucleotides long. It is a transcript of the gene SEC16B, whose product is annotated as SEC16 homolog B, endoplasmic reticulum export factor. The record is from RefSeq and is a predicted model, not a curated record. Bases 323 to 3307 code for a protein of 994 amino acids. Gene Ontology annotation, biological process: Golgi organization; COPII vesicle coat assembly; autophagy. Gene Ontology annotation, cellular component: endoplasmic reticulum exit site; ER to Golgi transport vesicle membrane. The transcript has 28 exons. Lineage: Eukaryota; Metazoa; Chordata; Amphibia; Anura; Hylidae.
UAACCCCGUCCCUGCCAGUUAGCAGCUAAUUUGAAUAUACAGAAAACAGCUAUAACGGGCGAACGACGCAGCGGAUCCGGGCAAGAAACAAGCAGCAGUCUCUCUCUGGUUCCGGCCGAUGACGUGGCAUUCCUCUUGGUGGGCGGAGUCUGCUGGCCGUGUGCCGCUGAUAACACUGAGCUACCUGUUCCCUGGUGACAGAUGCUACUUGCAGCUAACCCAUGAAGCUGUGUAGUUCAUGUGGCAGAUGGACUUUGGUACAGUUUGCUCUGAAUCUGGUCUGGUCUGCCGUGACUGACACAGGUAAUUGUUACUGAUUGAAAUGGACCACGGACCCCCCCAUUGGUUGAACCAGCCUCACGCCAGACCACCUGCAGAUAUGGGCCCCUGGAGAGGAAUGUAUCCGCCACCACCUCCACAUCAUUACAGAGAUAGCGGUUAUGGAUAUUACCCACCUUAUCCAAUGCAAAGUGGUCAUCAAGCAUGGCCUAGCCAGUGGACGGACUACUAUUCUCAGCAUACAGCAAACAUUUCUAGACACAUAGACCACAGGAGGCCUGCAUCCAGAGCUGAAAUGUAUGACAGAAGUGAAGCAUAUCGGCCAUUGUCCAGGCAGGGAUUUGAUGAAAGAUAUGGAUUUUACAAGACCGUACAUAGAGAAAACUAUGGCAACAGAGACUAUAAUUACGAGCCUCCAGUUGGUGUUUCUAGAGAGAAAGAUAGAAGAAGAAUUUAUGACCAACAGAUUGAGCACUGGGUGCAGACUUCCUCCAAUACUUGUGCCAUUGACCCCAACUUCGAGAGUAUUCAACCACAGACGUAUGCAUACAGGUCACAUGGCUAUGAGGAUAAUACAGCCCCCCACCCUGCAGAGAAAAGAUGUGAAUCUGCAAUGGAUAGAAUAGAGUAUUUCAGUGCCACAGAACAGAGUAUACUAUCACAGUACAGAGACUCCGGCAUGUCAUCCAGUAGCUAUGAGCUGAGUCAGUACAUGCAGGAUCCAGCAAACUUGAUUGACUCCUGGAAUCCAUUGCAGGACGAUACCUUGGAGCAAACUCCACAACCGACAGCUCCCAUGAAGUUCUCCCUGCCCCAUGUCACCGUGUGUUUUGGGGCCCGAGGGCAAUUGAUAAGGGUUCGCCCCAGCUUCCCAGAUGAGGGUCAACUGGCACUUGUGGAGAUUCACAGCAUAGAGGUUCUGCUUCAUGAUACUUCAGAACAGGAGGAGAUGAGAAGAUUUCCAGGUCCUGUGCAGAGGGAGGAUUUACAUAAAGUAGACGUAAUGAACUAUUGCCAGCAGAACGUGAGCCAGUGCCUGCGCUCGCAGGGUGCAAGGAGCCGCAACAAUGCUUUGCUAUGGCAGGUGCUGUUGCAGAUGUGUCGGCAAAAUGGGUGUAUCGCCGGAACUGAUCUGGCUGAUCUGUUACUCCAAGACUGCAAGCGGGAGCGAUACCGAAAAGAGCAAGAGUACAGUGAGCUCAUCUCUCUAGAUGAACCUCCUCUUAUUCCUGAUGGUGCACAAAUGGACCUUCUCACUGGAGAGGUCCCAUCUACUGAGGAAAUGUCUACACGGGCCGUGGAAAAAUUCACUAAGUUACUCUACUUUGGUCGUAAAAAAGAGGCUCUUGACUGGGCGAUGAAAAGCCAGCUUUGGGGACACGCUUUGUUUCUCUCCAGCAAGAUGGAUUCACGGACCUACAGCUGGGUAAUGGCAAGGUUUACUAGUACUUUGGCUGUCAAUGACCCUUUACAAACCCUGUUUCAACUUAUGACUGGUCGCAUACCAAAAGCUGCAACCUGCUGUGGGGAUAACAAAUGGGGAGACUGGAGACCUCAUUUGGCAGUAAUGCUGUCCAACCACGUGUCGGAUCCAGAGCUGAACUAUCGUGCUAUGAUCACCAUGGGGGACAAUCUAGUUCUUAAGGGUCUUACAGAAGCAGGACACUGCUGCUAUCUGACAGCUGGCAUCUCCCUUGGCAAUAUCUCAGAGAAAUCAGACCGUCUAGUUUUGCUGGGCAGCAAUCAAAACCAAAGGUUUAAGAAGUUUGCCAGCACAGCGAACAUCCAGCGCACUGAAAUCCUGGAAUAUUGCCAAAGUUUGGGAAAAAUCUGUCAUUGUAUCCCCUCAUUCCAGAUCUACAAGUUUGUGUACGCCACUCGGCUAAUGGAUUAUGGUUUGACAUCUGUUGCCCUGCAUUAUUGUGAGUGCAUCGCCUCCGCCAUCCUCCACUCCAGCUCUGGAUCUCCGGUGUUGAUAUCAGAGUUAAUCAAGCUGGCAGAUCGCUUGAAAUACUCAGAUCCUCAGAUUCUAGAACGACCUGAGCCAGAACAGAACCAAGAACCGACCUGGCUUGUCCAGCUCCGGGCUCUAUUCCUACAGUUACAGGGCAGCAACACAUCAGGUAGAAUUACCCCCGCAACUUCCGAAGAACAAGGAAACAGUACGGAGCCUAACAAAGUUCACCCUGUAAAUGAAGUUCAUCAAGUAAUUCAAGAGCAUGACACCGGAGCUGAGAUACAGAAUACAGAAGCUGAGCUUGUCCGUGACAGUAGCUGGGCACCUCAGUACACAAAUCUUCCACCUGUGGAGCCACAGGGUGAAAAUAAUUAUGAAUGGGUUGUACAGCAACCAGGACCUAUCCCUGAAUUAUCCUUUGGCUACAACAUCUAUAAUGAGCCACAAGAAAAAGCAAGCUUGGAGGAGAUCUCUGAUUCCCCUUCUCCGAGCAGCAGUUUUAGUAACAAUGCUCUAAUGAUGAAGCAGGCACUCAUGUCAAGAAGGGUCAGCACAGUCUCUGAAACCUCCACUGUUUCGAUGGACGAUGACGAUAGUGAGACCAGAUCCAGCGAUGACGCUCAAGCGCACAAGGUUGAAGAGAACAAGGGAUCCUCUUUUGGAUGGUUUAAUUGGUUUCGUUCCAAGCCAAGGAAAGAAACUGUAGUCCCGCCGAGAGAGGCAUCAAAAUCUUCAUCUCAGACUAAACCUCCUGUAGGACUCGACACGUUCCAGCCGCCACCAACUCCGUCAUCUUAUUACCAGCCACCAGAAGCCACCAGCAACUCAUUUUACACAGGAAUUAAAGAAACUGAAGAUCCGCAGAAGAUCAGUAGCAGUUCAGUGUCAUCGGAGAUCCAGGGUCAGCAGAGGAGCAUGGAAACUUAUCCGAAUAUUGCUGAAAGUCAGAUUAACCAGCCGACUGGACCAAUUCCCCUUUACAACCCUUCACAGUUCUUCCAGGAUAGCGGUCAAGCUACAAACAAGCCCAGCCGUCCUGCACGGGGACGAUAUCCAAUACAACACCGAUGACCAAUGACCUCAAGAAUUACCACUCAGGGAGAGCAACGUGAACAGUUAUUAAAGGCUAUGGACACCUUUGAAAAAUGAUUUGCUUUGUAUAUAUUAUGGUGCAAAAGCACUUUAUCUGUAGGUUUUUAUUAAACAUUUUGCUUAGUUUUUCUUCUACAACCUCUCCAGCUUGAACAUAGCCGUUAUUAUUCUCCCCUGCAGGCUGCCUUGUAUCUGUUCUCGUAUCUCUUUCUCCAGCCUGUGUGAGCUGUCCUCCAAGGUUUCUCCCCCUUCUCCCACUCUCCUUGCUAGGGUGUAACCUCACCCCUUCCCUGUUGCUAUCUCUAACACAGAGAGCAGGAAGUCCAUCUGAUUGACCUUAUCUUUCCUUGACAAGCAGCUAAAGGUAGGACAGUUCUAGUAAAGACUAUUUAAAAAGUUACAAAACAAAUCAACAAUAACAUUUAAAAAAAAAAUUGUAAAGGUGUCCUCCAUAGCCUUUAAAUUGUGUUGUUUUUUGUUCGUACCACAGGGUUAAUGGUAAAAUGAUUUCUGUUUGUUCUUUUAAGAGAUUGUUAGAUUCUAUAGUUCUUAUUAUUCAAUUAUCCUGUUUAAACCCUUUACAAUAAAAUAACAAACCGUUUAUCACACAAGGCAUAAAUAAUUGUUUUAAUUGUCUGCUAUGCGCUUUUCACCGACAGAAGAUUGAGAGGUAAAUGGAUAGGGAAAGCACGAAACAGCAGUGAUACUUGCAGAUG